UGAAUUAAAUAAUCCUGAACUAGGCGAAGACGAACAAAGUAAUUCGGAUGUUACCUCUGAUAGUUGGGAAAAUUGGUUAGAUAAUUGGGAACAAAUAUUGGAGAACGAGGAAACUGCAAGAUUAGAAGAAGAAGAG
Scutellospora calospora is the source of this 136-nucleotide messenger RNA. The record is from the annotation of a GenBank genome assembly. Lineage: Eukaryota; Fungi; Glomeromycota; Glomeromycetes; Diversisporales; Gigasporaceae.